UGGUUUGAUAUCAUUAUGAAACAUACUUUGAUACUUGUGCUCAGUUGGAUAGUUAUUCCACACACUUCUUGUGAUGGAAUCGAUAGUCUCACCUUUCCGGAUGGGUUUCUUUUCGGCGUUGCAACUUCAUCUUAUCAAACAGAAGGAGCCUGGAACGAGAGCGACAAAGGGGUGAGCAUAUUUGACUCGUGGGUGCAGAGCUGUCCAGAGUGCAUAGCAGAUAGAAGUCAUGGAAAUAUUGCUUCCGAUUCCUACCAUAAAUACGAAGAAGAUGCAAUGUUGAUCAAGCAGCUUGGAUUCAACUAUUAUCGCUUCUCGAUCAGCUGGUCGAGAAUUCUCCCAAAUGGACUUACAAACAAUGUAAACAAAGAGGGUAUUCGGCACUACAAAGAUAUUAUCGAGGUUUUGCUGAGGAACAGUAUCGAGCCUGUGGUCACCAUCUACCACUACGAUCAUCCACAAGUACUGGAAGAAAUGGGUGGAUGGACCAACGAAUUGAUGGUAGAAUGGUAUCUCGACUAUGCGAAAAUCGUUUUUCGGGAGUUUGGGCCGAUGGUAAAAAUUUUCACAACUAUAAAUGAACCACAGGAGAUGUGCGCAGGGUAUAACGAUAAUGGAACAGCCCCUGGUAAGCUGUUGCCAAACAUGGUCGGAUAUUACUUGUGCCUUCACAAUGUUCUGAAGGCCCAUGCUAAGGCUUAUCAUAUGUACGAUGACGAGUUCCGAGCAUCCCAAAACGGUCUAAUUAGCAUUAACAAUCCCUGCAGCGGACAAGUUUUAGAUGAUUCGAGAGAUACGAUUUCUGCUGACACAUCGUUUCAAUUCUAUUGUGGAAUGGUGGGACAUCCUAUAUACAUCGGUGAUUAUCCACCAAUUGUGAAAGAACGGGUAGCCCUGGUUAGCAAGUACCUGGGUUAUCACAAAUCUCGUCUCCCUACGUUCUCUCCUAAAUGGAUAUCGUACAUAAAAGGAACAGCUGAUUUCUUCGGUCUCAAUUCGUACACAUCCGAAAUAGCUCAUCCUGAUCCAGACGAAGCUCGUGGAAUAUACAACAGCGACUCUGGCAUAAUCACUACACACAAACCUACCUGGCACAAUUCAUCCAUUUUUUGGUUGAAAUCAGUGCCCGAGGGUUUCGGAAAUUUACUGCGGAAGAUCAAAGUUGACUACAACAAUCCUCUAGUAUUCGUAACAGAGAAUGGCUUUCCUGACUAUGGCGAACUGAACGACAUAGAUCGAAUAAACUACUUUCGUUCUUACUUGGAAGAAUUAAUUAUCGCUGUCAAACGUGACGGUUGUCGCAUUUCAAGAUACACGAUUUGGAGUCUAUUGGACAAUUGGGAAUUCCACUUUGGUUACACUACUCCGUUUGGAAUCAUUAAAGUCGACUUCAACAGUCCCAGCAGGGAAAGGAUACCCAAGUCAUCAGCGUACUGGUGGAAAGAAGUCAUUCGAACUCAUCGUCUUCAAGAUGUUCCUAAUAUAAAUGUGAUAUUAGCGAACAUUGAAAGUGUUCUUAAGAGUCAUCACAGAUAAUGACGACGUUUCAAAUGAAUCAAUUAAAAUGAUACACAUCCACAUGCAGUAGCGAAAUUGGAAAAUGACACGAUCACGCGUAUAUUAUUUCUAUAAUUACUGGACUCACGAUUACAACAUAUCUUUUAAAAGUAUCAGCUCAGAUGAAAACUUCCAAACUUUUGUUUUGACGUAAUAAAUAGCAAAGUCAGCAAA
Messenger RNA from Diprion similis, 1731 nucleotides. Its product is annotated as myrosinase 1-like. Gene Ontology annotation, biological process: carbohydrate metabolic process. NCBI's taxonomy places the organism in Eukaryota, Metazoa, Arthropoda, Insecta, Hymenoptera, Diprionidae. The record is from RefSeq and is a predicted model, not a curated record. Gene Ontology annotation, molecular function: beta-glucosidase activity. Bases 16 to 1536 code for a protein of 506 amino acids. The transcript is spliced from 9 exons.